Portunus trituberculatus (swimming crab) is the source of this 7654-nucleotide messenger RNA. Its product is annotated as serine/threonine-protein phosphatase PP1-beta catalytic subunit. The transcript has 7 exons. Gene Ontology annotation, cellular component: cytoplasm; nucleus. Gene Ontology annotation, molecular function: protein serine/threonine phosphatase activity. The record is from RefSeq and is a predicted model, not a curated record. The coding region runs from base 134 to 1150 and encodes 338 amino acids. NCBI's taxonomy places the organism in Eukaryota, Metazoa, Arthropoda, Malacostraca, Decapoda, Portunidae.
UCUAGACAACUAUCCCCUCUUCUUCAGUGACACUCAACUGUCUCCCUCAUCUACCCUGGAUAUCCUCAGUCUGCCCUUUACUCAUAAUCUUAACUGGAAACUUCACAUCUUAUCUCUUGCUAAAACAUCUUCUAUGAAGUUAGGCAUUCUGAGGUGUCUCUACCAGGUUUUUUUACACCUCCAUCUGCUAACUCUCUACAAGGGCCUUAUCUACCCUUUGCGAGGAUGUCGUCCAGGCAAAACAGUACAGAUGACAGAAGCUGAGGUGCGUGGCCUGUGCCUCAAGUCUCGAGAGAUAUUCCUCCAGCAGCCCAUUCUUUUGGAGUUGGAAGCACCCCUAAAAAUUUGUGGAGACAUACAUGGCCAAUAUACGGAUCUUCUUCGGCUCUUUGAGUAUGGGAGCUUUCCACCUGAGUCCAAUUACCUGUUUCUCGGAGACUAUGUGGACCGAGGAAAACAGUCCCUGGAAACUAUUUGUCUUCUCUUGGCAUACAAAAUUAAAUAUCCUGAGAAUUUCUUCCUCUUGAGAGGAAACCAUGAGUGUGCCUCCAUAAACAGGAUCUAUGGAUUUUUUGAUGAAUGUCGCCGCAGGUAUGGCACCAAGUUGUGGAAGACGUUCACAGAUUGCUUCAACUGUUUACCAAUUGCUGCAAUAAUUGAUGAGAAGAUAUUUUGUUGUCAUGGUGGAUUAAGUCCAGACCUGCAGAGUAUGGAACAGAUCAGACGCAUUAUGCGUCCCACUGAUGUGCCUGACACUGGCCUAUUGUGUGACCUAUUGUGGUCUGAUCCAGACAAAGAUGUAUCAGGCUGGGGAGAGAAUGACCGUGGUGUAUCAUUUACAUUUGGUGCAGAUGUGGUGACAAAAUUCUUGAACCGACAUGACCUGGAUCUCAUAUGUCGAGCUCAUCAGGUUGUGGAGGAUGGAUACGAAUUCUUUGCUAAGAGACAAUUGGUGACACUCUUCUCGGCUCCAAACUACUGUGGCGAGUUUGACAAUGCUGGUGGUAUGAUGUCUGUGGAUGAGACACUUCUCUGCUCCUUCCAGAUCCUGAAACCUUCAGAGAAGAAAGCAAAAUACCAGUAUAGUGGCCUCAACCAGGGUGGAUCCAAUCCUUCCAGCCGGCAGCAGCGGCAACAGCAACAGAAGUAGUAAUGCGUAUUUGUUUACCAAAUACAUGCCACACCUGCUGCAGCUGUGUGUGUGUGUGUAGGUGUGCAUGUGUGUUCGUGUGUACUCACACGUCAGCUUUUAUUUGUGUGCAAAAAAAAGUGUGCAUGUGUGCAGCUGAUACAUUCUCCGUCCUGUCUGUCUAUAUGGGCAAGUGUGUUGCAAACAGCAUAUACAUCGUAUUUGUAGCACAAAGAUAAACAGAGUAAGUAACUAGGGAAGAAACAACAGACUUCCGAUUAUCAGCUUUUGUCAAAAUGAUACUACUAAUAAUGUCAGGGAUGUGUGUGCAUGUGUGUGUGUGCAUUUGAGUGAAAGGGUGAGAGACAGACAAAUGCAAGCAAACAGACAGACAGAAAGGUGAUUGUGGCACUGUAAUAAUUAAUUGAAUAUAUUGAAUCUACUGAUAAGUACAUUGAAUGCAUGAUUAAUAGAAAAUUCAUUCAUUCAGGUAUCUAAGAUUAUAUAUUUACUGAAAUGGCUUAAUUCUGAUAGAUUAAACAAUAAAAUUUUCAUUGAUUAGAAGAGAGAGAGAGAGAGAGAGAGAGAGGAUGCACCACAAGAAUAGAAAUAUGGUUAGAGUGACAGGAGAAAGAAUUCUACGAGGAAAGAAAAUAAGUAUUUCAUUAGUAGUAUGGUGACAGUAAGAAUUGUGAGAAUAGAAAAAAAAUCACCAUGAAAGCAUUUAACAUUAAUAAGUGCAGAUGAAAAAGGAUGUGAAGCAAUGAAAUUUGGGUUUUUGAGCAACACAGGUUACAUACUGUACUGAGUGAUGAUUGAAGUAUAAGCAACUUAUGCUUUUCACAUGAAUAGAAAUCCAUCUGAUGGCUACAAAAUGUAUACAGGAAAGUCUUCAAAGGAUUUCACUAUUUCACAGGGUCAAAGAUACUACAAAUUUUCUAAAAGAAUUAUUAAAAGUCUACCUUACCUCUUGGAUGCUGAAGAUUACAUUUUCAUAGGUGUAUCCUAAACCCCAUAGAAAGUCAUUUAUGCACAACAUUAAUCUGAACUUCUGUAUAUGUCCUUUCAGUGUAAUGUACGAAUUAUACAGAGAGUAACAAAUAAACAAAAGUAUCAUGAAGCAAACUUUUUUUUUAUUUUUUUAUUUUUUUUUAUUUAGGUUUUGGCCUAUAGCACUUAUAGGCAUACUUGAAGAGUAUAUGUAGGAAGUGCUGUUAAGCUUCUGCCCAUUAGUGGCACUGGCAAUUUUCUUAAUAGUGGUACCCACCGCCCAAGUGCAUCUUUGGUGUAACCACCUAGAACUUGGGUAUCAUGGUAACAUGAUACCCGCUCAACAAAUGGCAUAGCUUCAAACCGGUACAUGGUGGGAUUCGAAGCUACAUUUGCCCAAUCCCACUCUCAUACUAUCUAUGAAUAGUGUAGCAGAUGAUGAGACAACAAAGUACUGAUAUUUUAUGUUACAUUUCAAUAUUGCUGUUAUUUUCACUUUACUCAGAUGUCCCAAUUUCAAGAGAAUUUUAAGAGUGACAAAAAAAGUAAAAUUGCAGUAUGUUAAAAGUAUUUACUUAUAACUUUAAUUAGUAACAAGACCAUCAUGAUCUAUUAUUCAUUGCCCACAACCAUCUUGAUUCAAUCUUUGUAAUGGUUCCAAAAAUACAAAGGAUGUGACUGCAUUGUCAUUGCCAAGCAGUUAAUAUUAUAUGAUGGUUAUUUAUGUUUUGGAUUUUUUUUUAUUCUUGCAUUAUUUAUUUAUUUUUUUUCAAUUUUUUUGGUUGUUAAAAUUGUGGUGCAUCUUUGAGGGGCAAAGUGUCUUCGAAACUGGAAAAUACUGUAAUUUUGAAAAUGUUGCCUCGAGAAUCUCUCUGAGAGGUUCUUUCUUAUGUGGUCUAAUCAGCUUAAAUGGAAAGUGGGAAGGGUCUAGGGAUGCAAAAAGAAAUGCUGGACAUGUUGUACAAUUGAUCUUCAUCAUCUGUGGUUGGUGAGUUCAGUAAAUCCCUAGUUUAUGAAGGUAUUUUGUUCCAAAGGCAUUUGUGAAGUACUAUAAUUGCAUUUUAUUGGCGCUACCCUUGAAAUUUUAUUCAUUGUCUAUUAACCUGUAAAAUGAGCAAUAGGGUUUCAGUAAUCAAAACUGUGGUGGGCAUUAUAAACAUGUUAAAAAAAUUUAAAGAAUAAACAGAUAAAUAGAAAGUAUUUGAAAAAUAAAUAAUUUUACUAUUAUAAGAUGAAAAAUUUCAUAGAAAAUUGUAGGAAAGCUAAAUAGUAGUUCAUUACUGGAGCUAGCGAGUGGGCAGUGAGUGGUGAGCGAGUGUUUCAGUGAGCUGGUAGAGGGUUGUUGUUGUGGUGAAGAUGAUGGAUGGAUAGUUUUUGUGGUUGGGAGGAGGAUGUUUAAAUGAAAUACUAAAAGUAUGGUAAUAAACAGUAGAAGAUUUACUUAUAAUUUAUGAUCAUCUAUUUUCUAUUUUUACAGCAGGAUACUUUAUUUUUACAUAGCAUAAUAUAAAGUAAAAUUUUCUUGUAUUGCAAUGAUAGGUUACAAGCACUUAUUUGUAAUAUGGUAGGGAGCAUGGAGUUGCCAAAUGUCAUUUCAUGACUUGUGGGAACAAAAUUUAAAUUGCCAGGUUUAAAAAGUAGUCUUCAAUGUGAGUCAUAGUUACACACUGCUUAUCUUAUAAUGCAUGGCACAGUUUAUGUGUUUACAAGAAAAAUCAGUACAGGUACCCACUGAUGAAGGAUGAAAUGAAUAAGGAUGAAGUAGCUGUGCAGUAGAAUGCUGAUGGUGAUGAUAUACUGCACAGUAAAGCAGAGCAUUUAUAGCUCUUCGGUGGGCAUAAAUAAGCAAAAAUAAGUGAUGAACAGCUGAAGUAGGCAUGUUGAUGUAAUUAAGGCUGACACGCAGUGAGGUAUGAAUUGCGGGCCCAUGAGAAGGUGGUGUGGUUUCAUUCUUUUCUUUUAAGCAUCUUUAGCAGCUGAUCAGAGACAAGUAAAAAUAUAAAGGAAGUUUGGCCAAUUGUUUGUCACCUACCAAUACAUCUGGGUAUUUUCUUAAUUCACACCUCAAUUUAGCUAGUAUUUUAUUGAAUAUAGUAACUGAUUUUUCUAUAAUAAAGUGAGGUUUCCUGCAUUGUAGGAAUAAGUUCCAAGGAAAACAAAUAAAAUAAUGUGAAAACAAACCAGUAGUAGUAACUGAAUUGUGUAAAACUAGAGGUUUACUGUAAGGACCUUUUUUUCUCCCACAGAGGCCUAUAGACUUUAGAAGUCAGUAAAUGUUUUAAAAUGAGAUUGUAUACAUGUGAUGCAAUGUCUUGGCUAUCCUGUCUUGGGGAUUGUUGGGACUGAUGGAUUUGUGUAUAUUGGGAGGAAGGAGAAAAUUCUGGAGGCAGCAUAAGAUAUCUAACUUAUGGAAGCUGUUUCAGUAAGAUAUAAGAUGAGAAAUUUCAAGAUAAGAUAUUUAGUAAAAUAAUGUUCUGUGUAGAUAUAUAUUAAAGGUGUGAGAAAACAGUCUCUAAUUUGUAAGGAUAGAAUACUGUGGAAUGAGAGAGAGAGAGAGAGAGAGAGAGAGAGAGAGAGAGAGAGAGAGAGAGAGAUGAAUGAAUGAGUAAGUGCAGGAACAACUACAUUGGAGGAAUAACUGGGAAUAAAAUUGUACACUAUACUGAGCAAGGAGUAAAUUUAAUGUUAGGAAAACUAGUGAGAAGUAAGCAGAGAUAGGAGUGUGUGUGUGUGUGUGUGGUUUUAUAUAUAUAUAUAUAUAUAUAUAUAUAUAUAUAUAUAUAUAUAUAUAUAUAUAUAUAUAUAUAUAUAUAUAUACUAAUUAAAGAAAAAAAAUCUGAAGGUAAAAUUAAUACAAUAUAUAAGAAGAUAAUUUUAUGAUACAUUGGUAAUAAAAAGAUAAAGCCAAACAAGAUACAAGGCAGAGAGCAAAGGUGAUAGCCAGGUCACACCAAGAGAAGCAAACUCGGAUGGAAAUAAGAGACAAGUAACAGAAAUGAGGCUCAACACAGGAUAGAUUUGUAAUGGCUGCCAGUGAGGAUGUACGUAGAAGUUGUGUGUUUCUGAGAGAGAGAGAGAGAGAGAGAGAGAGAGAGAGAGAGAUUAAUAUGAGGCUCAACACAGGAUAGAUUUGUAAUGGCUGCCAGUGAGGAUGUACGUAGAAAUUGUGUGUGUCUGAGAGAGAGAGAGAGAGAGAGAGAGAGAUUGUGCCCAUUUGUCUGCUUGUCUGUCUGUCAUUUGUCUUGUGUUUCUUAUGUCUGUCUAUCCUCUGUUGCCCCUGAGAAAAUGAGUAAUAAGUAGAUAAAUAAAAAAUAUAAUAAGAUACAGAAAAUCUAUGCAUUAGGAUAAGUUUUAUGCUGAAUUGCCUUAUUAGAACUGUAUGUCAUUAGUGUACAGAGCGUGUCUUUGCGAAUGUAUGGCAGAGGUCAUUAAUAUAUAAAAGUAUCCUGAAUAUCCUCAUGUUUUUUUUAGCAAUCUUGCAAGGAAACAAAGAAUUCACAAAGAAAUAUGUAUAUAAAUUGGGAUUGAGGGACCCUUAAGGAGUAUGUGAUAAUCUUGGGUGAGUAUGAAGAAAUAAUGACAGUUUGUUGAAAUAUCAACCUAGAUCAAAAUGACAAUGUAUGUGUUAAUCUAAUAUUCUUACAUCCAUAACAGGUUUGUUAUAUUGAUAGAUGUUUGUUUUGUAUUAGCUCAGAAGAUUGAUUAUGAGUGAAGUAUGCAAUGAAAGAAGAUUGAUUUUAAUUCAUUGCCUGAUUUUGAUAAGUGUGUAAAAGAUAUGUUAUUAAAGUGUGGAAUGUGAAGAAAAAGAGAUGUAUUAUCUUUUUUCCCAAGUAGUAAAGCCUCACUUGUCGGGCUUAUCGUACUGCUUUUGAAUACUGUCAUCAUAGUUGGUGAAAUAUUAUUAUUAUUGUUAUUGUUAUUAUUAUUAUUAUUAUUUAUUAUUAUUAUUAUUAUUAUUAUUAUUAUUAUUAUUAUUAUUAUUAUUAUUAUUAUUAUUAAUCACCAUCAUCUUCGUCAUCAUCAUCAUCAUCAUUAUUGUUUUUUAUUGUCAAUAGAGAUAAUUAGAAAUAUUUGUUUACAUGUAAAUUUCUAUACUCUCUCUCUCUCUCUCUCUCUCUCUCUCUCUCUCUCUCUCUCUCUCUCUCUCUCUCUCUCUCUCUCUCUCUCUCUGCAAAGUAGUAUUACAGGAGUACUGAUUCAAUUAUUUAUGUGUUUUUCUUUCCUUAUAUUCAUUAUACCAUUAUUUUCUUUCAUUCUGUUCCCUCUUCCUUGCCUGUCUUCUGACAUAAUUUAAGAUAAAGUAUUAGUGUAGUAAUAGUUUUCUUUGAUGAUUUAGAUUUGUAGGUGAUUCCAAGAUGCCAAGAUUGGGGAGUUUUCAGAAUUAGUUGUUGUCACCAGGUGACAGACGUCCUAUUCUCAUGAAUAAACACGCUAUCAAAUAUCUGUACAGUGUCAUUCUACAAACAGAGAUCCUAUGAACUGAUAUGAUACAUUUUUUUCUACAGUUCCUUCUAAAUAGUAACACAGGUAAAAUUGAACUCUAUUCAUGAACAAAACUCUAUAAGUUUAUUCUAUAGUGAAUUGGCAUUUAGAUUUAUUUAGUCGUCUCCUUAUUUCCAAACAAGUAAACCCUCAAUCAGAAGUGCAUUGAUUCAGAUGACAGUAAAUAGGAAGACAACAUGCCUGUGCCAAUUAAAAGUCCAAGUUAUGUAGAUCAACUUUCUAGAAUAUGGAAUCAACAAUAUUCUAAUUAAGAAGAAUAGGCAACUUAAGUGUCCUAGCAAGAGUUGUUCUUUUUAACCAAAACAAACAUCUGGCUGGCCUACCUUAGUUGAACUUAACUAACACAUUGUUAGACUAUCAGUUAAUUCCUGCUGCAGUGUCCAUGCCACUAUUCCAUAAGGAGGAGGAAAGCUUCCUGUAUUUCUCUCUUGUCACUCCAGGGCUGUUCUAAGAGGUGUUUGUUUUGGUGCUCAAUUUCUUUGCUGUGUCAUUCACGUUGUGAAAGGGAUGGCCGAAUUCCCCAUGAAGAUAAUUGUAUCCAUAUAUCAUGAUGUUACUGAAUGUGUUAGGUCAUACUAUAUAGUACAUUCAGAUUUUUUAUCUUUUUCAUUGUCUAGAUCAGGAGAUUUUAGGUUUGUAAUAUGCUGUAUUUAAGAUAUUGAAAGUAGUAUUACUAGAUAAUCACAAAAAAAUAUUUGUUUUGACCAACUUCUCCAAAAUCCAAAAUCCAUAUAAGAUAUUUAAAAGUCAAUACAGAAUGUCAAUAGUAUCAUAAUAAUCAAUGUUCUAUAUAUAUGUAUGAUUUUAGGAUUUACUACAACAAAUUUUAGGUCAUGUCACUAGGGGACAUGUAGCAGCAGUGACAUCUGGUGGGUUAGUUCUGAAAACUCCAUAUUCAGUUUUUAUCCAUGUAAAUCAUUCAGUAAUAAAGCAUUGCACUAUAUUAUACAUUUUGAGAAUAUUAUUUAUUUGAUAGCUCUUUUAACUUAUGAUCCAUAUUGUUAAUUAACCUUAAUAAAGCUUUGUAAUUCA